This is a messenger RNA of Ahaetulla prasina, 6234 nucleotides long. RefSeq names its product SWI/SNF related, matrix associated, actin dependent regulator of chromatin, subfamily a, member 1 (gene SMARCA1). Gene Ontology annotation, biological process: nucleosome organization; regulation of transcription by RNA polymerase II. Lineage: Eukaryota; Metazoa; Chordata; Lepidosauria; Squamata; Colubridae. The coding region runs from base 50 to 3175 and encodes 1041 amino acids. Gene Ontology annotation, cellular component: nucleus; chromatin. The record is from RefSeq and is a predicted model, not a curated record. Gene Ontology annotation, molecular function: ATP hydrolysis activity; ATP-dependent chromatin remodeler activity; histone binding. The transcript has 24 exons.
CGGGAGACCAGUUCGCUUCAGCGUCACGCCUCCCGCUAACCGGCCCAAAAUGGAUGCCGGCUCCGCUGCAGAGCCCGCUUCCACGCCGGCCUCGGCCAGCCCGGGCCUGUCGGGCGGCGAAGAAGAGCCCUCGACCUCGGCCGCCUUCUCGCAGGAGCCCGUCGAGGACGAGAAAAAUGAUCCUCCAUUUCAACUCAAACUUCCUCCAAAGGCAACUAAGUCUGAAAAAGAAAUUGAUCCGGAAUAUGAAGAGAAGAUGAAAACCGACCGAGCCAAACGAUUUGAAUUCCUGCUAAAGCAGACCGAACUUUUUGCCCACUUUAUUCAACCUGCAGCCCAGAAGUCACCAACCUCUCCCCUCAAAGUGAAACUGGGACGACCACGGGUAAAGAAGGACGAAAAGCAGAGCUUGCUUUCGGCAGGAGACUAUCGCCACAGGAGGACAGAACAAGAAGAGGACGAGGAGCUGCUUUCAGAAAGCCGGAAAACCUCAAAUGUAUGCAUCCGAUUUGAGGAAUCUCCUUCUUAUGUUAAAGGAGGAACAUUGCGGGACUAUCAAGUUAGGGGGUUGAACUGGAUGAUCUCCUUGUAUGAAAAUGGCGUAAAUGGCAUCUUGGCGGAUGAAAUGGGUCUAGGAAAGACAUUACAGACAAUUGCAUUGCUGGGCUAUCUGAAGCAUUAUCGAAACAUUCCCGGUCCACAUAUGGUUCUGGUGCCCAAAUCAACUUUGCAUAACUGGAUGAAUGAAUUUAAACGUUGGGUUCCAUCACUACGAGCAGUUUGCCUUAUUGGAGACAAGGAUGCCAGAGCUGCUUUUAUCCGUGAUGUUAUGAUGCCCGGAGAGUGGGAUGUGUGUGUGACCUCCUACGAAAUGGUCAUUAAAGAAAAGUCAGUUUUCAAAAAAUUUAACUGGAGGUAUCUGGUGAUCGAUGAAGCUCAUCGGAUAAAAAAUGAAAAAUCCAAGCUAUCAGAGAUUGUCCGUGAAUUCAAGACAACAAAUCGCUUGCUCUUAACAGGAACCCCUUUACAGAAUAAUCUUCAUGAACUGUGGGCAUUGCUCAAUUUCCUUUUACCAGAUGUCUUUAAUUCUGCAGAGGACUUUGACUCGUGGUUUGAUACUAAAAAUUGUCUUGGUGAUCAAAAACUUGUGGAAAGACUUCAUGCGGUUUUGAAGCCAUUUCUGCUACGGCGCAUAAAAGCUGAAGUGGAAAAAAGCUUGCCUCCUAAAAAAGAAGUAAAAAUUUAUCUGGGUCUCAGCAAAAUGCAGAGGGAAUGGUAUACCAAGAUCCUGAUGAAAGAUAUUGAUAUCUUAAAUUCAGCGGGCAAAAUGGACAAGAUGCGGUUGUUGAACAUCCUGAUGCAGCUGAGGAAGUGUUGUAAUCACCCGUACCUCUUUGAUGGUGCUGAACCAGGCCCUCCUUACACCACUGAUACUCAUUUAGUGACCAAUAGUGGCAAAAUGGUUGCCCUGGACAAAUUACUAUCGAAACUCAAAGAACAGGGUUCCAGAGUUCUUGUUUUUAGCCAAAUGACUCGCUUAUUGGAUAUAUUGGAAGACUACUGCAUGUGGCGAGGUUAUGAAUAUUGUCGCCUGGAUGGGCAAACACCGCACGAGGAGAGAGAGGAAGCAAUAGACACCUUUAAUGCUCCAAAUAGUAGGAAGUUUGUUUUUAUGUUGAGUACAAGAGCCGGAGGCCUGGGGAUUAAUUUAGCAACAGCUGAUGUUGUGAUCCUCUAUGAUUCAGACUGGAACCCACAAGUCGAUCUACAAGCGAUGGAUCGUGCUCAUCGGAUUGGUCAAAAAAAGGCCGUGCGGGUAUUUCGGCUUAUCACUGACAACACUGUUGAAGAGAGAAUAGUAGAAAGAGCUGAGAUAAAACUGAGGCUGGAUUCAAUUGUUAUUCAGCAAGGAAGGCUUAUUGAUCAGCAGUCUAACAAACUAGCAAAAGAUGAAAUGUUGCAAAUGAUCCGUCAUGGAGCAACACACGUGUUCGCUUCCAAAGACAGUGAACUGACUGAUGAAGACAUUACCACUAUUUUAGAAAGAGGUGAAAAAAAGACAGCUGAAAUGAAUGAACGCUUGCAAAAAAUGGGUGAAAGCUCUCUUCGGAACUUCACAAUGGACACUGAAAUGAGUUUGUACAAUUUUGAAGGGGAAGAUUACAGAGGGAAACAAAAGUUAAGCAUGAUGGAAUGGAUCGAGCCUCCAAAACGAGAACGCAAAGCCAACUACGCUGUGGAUGCCUAUUUUAGGGAAGCUCUCCGUGUCAGUGAGCCUAAAAUCCCAAAGGCUCCGCGACCGCCCAAACAGCCAAAUAUUCAAGAUUUCCAAUUCUUUCCACCACGGUUAUUUGAACUUCUUGAAAAAGAAAUCCUCUAUUAUCGGAAGACGAUAGGCUAUAAGGUCCCCAGGAAUCCUGACCUUCCGAAUGCAGCUCAGGUGCAGAAGGAGGAACAGCGGAAGAUUGAUGAAUCAGCUCCUCUUUCUGCCGAAGAGGCCGAAGAGAAAGAAAGGCUGCUCACCCAGGGUUUUACAAACUGGAACAAAAGAGACUUCAAUCAGUUUAUUAAAGCUAAUGAAAAAUAUGGCCGUGACGACAUAGAUGAUAUUGCCCGUGAGGUGGAAGGAAAGUCACCUGAGGAAGUUAUCGAGUAUUCAGCUGUAUUUUGGGAACGUUGCAAUGAACUCCAGGACAUUGAGAGGAUCAUGGCUCAGAUUGAAAGAGGAGAAGCCAGAAUACAGAGGAGGAUUAGCAUCAAAAAAGCACUGGAUGUCAAAAUUGCAAGGUAUAAAGCCCCUUUCCAUCAGCUGCGAAUUCAGUACGGAACCAACAAAGGCAAAAAUUACACAGAAGAAGAAGAUCGAUUCUUGAUAUGCAUGUUGCAUAAAAUGGGAUUUGAUAAAGAAAAUGUGUAUGAAGAGCUAAGACAGUGUGUGCGCAAUGCGCCCCAGUUCAGAUUUGAUUGGUUUAUUAAGUCCAGAACUGCCAUGGAACUCCAGAGACGGUGUAAUACGCUCAUAUCACUCAUUGAAAAGGAAAAUAUGGAAAUUGAGGAAAAAGAGAAAGCUGAAAAGAAGAAGCGGGGAACCAAGACACCAGUGUCUCAAAAAAGAAAAGCUGAAUCUGCUACAGAAAACUCUGGAAAAAAAGAUGCCAAGAAAGCAAAGACGUAAAACUGAGAAAUAGUAUCCAACUGAAAAAAAAAAUAUUUUCCUCUCUAACCCAUGUUUUUGAUGCCGUCUUGUAUUCCUAGUUCCGUCUCCCUCAAUUCCUCGUGGUUUUAAUUUUUGCAAAUCUGUAUUUUUUACAAUGCCUUCCUUUACCUAUUGAGUAGCUUAAUAUUUUAUGCAUUCCAAUAUUUUUGUGCACUUGUACUUUGUGAUAUUUCUCACGUCUUCAGCAAAAUUUACUCGGUCCUUGUUCUUCUAAAGAUUGUGCUGAGUUUUUUUAGCUUUCAUGUUUUAUAUGUUGCUGCUUUCACACAAACAACUCCCCCCCUCCAUUGAUUUCGUAGUUGUAUUAUUGUUUGCUACUUUAUAUAAUUGUGGAGAACUAAAUGGAAUUAAAAUAGCCUGAGGUGAAAGACACAUUUAACGUUGUCUGCUCAUUUUCAAUUCUUUUUCAUGUACAGCUUUUGAUAUUUUAAAGGAGCACUUACAGAAUUGUCUGCAAGGAUAUCAAAAAAGGUUUUUUUAUUUUUGGAAAGGCAACUGGACUGGUUCUUUUGAGGAAGAAGAAGAAAAAGACAUUUUGCUUCCUAUCCUGGAGGCUUCAUCAGUUAUAUUAGAUGGUGUGGGAGAUGGACAGAUGAGAUUAGUUGGGGUGGGAGGGAAUGAUAGGUUCUGACAGGAUGGUGGUUGGGGGAAUGGAAAGAUUGUCUUUUCUUUGAAGUCAAUACUCUGUGAGAGCUGUUGUGGUUACUUCGGGGUCACUGGAAUCAGAGGUGUGGAAUCUUUUGGAACAACCAAACGGAAAAGUCUUUUUCUUCUUCUUCCUCAAAAAAAAAAAAAAAAAAAAAAAAAAGUCCAGUUGCCUUUCCAAAAAUAAAAACCACUUUUGAUACAACUGUGACCAGGGUGACUGAGAAUUUUCAUUGACAUUUGUCUACAGUCAUGCUCUCGCAUCGUUCUUCCCUUUUUGGAAGGGAAUGAGAUUUAUUUGCAGGCUAUCAGUCUUACCUUUUUCUUGCUAUGCUGUUAUUUUCCAUCCUGCUAUUUUCUUGAUGUCUUAUGUUCAAAGGCAAGGUAUGCUCUGUUAGAAGAAGAAGAAAUAUUCUUUGCCUACACUCAGAUUUCUCCACUUGCAUGUUAUUUGAAGUCUUGGAUGCCCAUAUAUGGUAGCAGUAGCGGAGAAUAAUCAUAGCUCAGGUUGAAAUGUUGGGAUCUUGGUGUUUGUUGUGGGUGUGGAGCUUCCCAGUGUAAAAAGGUUUUCAAGCUGUACAUUACAUGUCAAUCAUCAUGAUUGUAAGUCAUGUAGGAUGUCUACAUUUAUCUGCUGUUCAGAGAUAAAGCAUCAGUUAUGUAAAAGUAAAGGUAAAGGUAUGUGCUAGUUGUUCUUAACUCUAGGGGGCAGUGCUCAUCUCUGUUUCAAAGCCAAAGAGCCAGCACUGUCCGAAGAUGUCUCUGUAGUCAUGUGGCUGGCAUGACUUAAUGCCAAAGGUGAAUGGAACGCUGUUACAGUCUCACCAAAGGUGGUCCCUAUUUUUCUACUUGAAUUUUUUACAUGCUUUCAAACUGCUAGGUUGGCAGAAGCUGGGACAAGUAAUUGGAGCUCACCCAAUUACAUGCACUAGGGAUUCGAACCCUAGUGAACUGUCAACCUUUCAAUUGACAAGCUCAGCGUCUUAGCCAGUGAGCCACCACAUCCUUUUUAUCAGUUAUGUAGAGCAUUCUAAUUUGGUUACAAAAUUGAGAAAUCGGAGAAUGAAGAGAGUUCUGGUAUCAGGAAUCCUGCCUAGGCAUGAAAGCCAACUGGGUGACUUUGGGCCAAUCAUCAGAAGACACUGAAUUCUAGUCCCAUGAAGGCCAGUUGGGUAAUCUUGGGCCAGUCAUUCUCUCUCAGCCUAACCCAUUUCACAGGGUGGUUAUUGUGGGGAAUGUCAAUGUCGAAUUGAACCUGGCAGAAGCCAUCUUCUUGUUCAUUGUUGCCACACAAUGUGAGAGGGGGGGAUGAGGUUGGAAUGCCUCCCUAGACACAACACAGAGCUUUCUCAUGGGAACCAAGGUCAUCUUCCUAAGUGACGGAUGCAGAUGGGGAGGAGUGCCUGAAAAGCCCGCCUGUUAACCUAAUUGGCCAACAUGACCAGUGACCCUUGGGGAAGAGGUUACUUUCUAUUUUAAUUAUGCUGAAACCUUGGGACCUAUUCAGAGUUGGUUUUACACUAAGUGUGCUGAUAUGAUGUAUCCAAUAAAGAAGUUCUUUGGGGAAGAUAGCAGCCUCAGAGUUCUGAUUUGCUUGGGUUCGUUAGUCAGGUCCUUGAUAGGGAAAACAGGGAGGAAGGCAUGUUGGAUAUAUUCACCACCUUGAGUUACUUGUAAAAAUUAUAAAGAUGGGAUACAAUAAAUAAAAAAAUAAAAUUCCACAUGAUGCAUAGAUGUUUUGGGUAGACAAAUUAUGCCAGGUUAUGUUAUUCUUUUCGUGAUAAGAUUUGCCUUCCAAAGGAAGCAAAAUAUUCUUUGUUGAUUCGGACAGCACCUACCAAUUCCUCCACAAAAAUACACAAAAACAACAGCUACUUUGGAUGUCUAACAAUCAAAUUUUACUAGGCAUCCAUGUCUGCUCUGAAAGUUGCUUUCUCAAGUCAAAAUCACCUGCGCGUUUGUGGGAUAUUAUUUCCUAGAAAUGCAUGAUUCAGAUCUGUGUGCAUGGAAAUGUGGAAGAUAUAUUUUUUAUUUAUCAAAUUUAGAGACUGUCCAUCUCAGCAACUCUGGGCAAUAAACAAUAACUAGAACCAUUAGAGAUAAUUGUGUAUUUAACCCAGUGAUGGCAAACUUACGAUACACGUAUCAAAGAUCACACCCAACAUUUUGGUGACACCCCAAUACUCAGCAGCAACUAUCCUUGGAAGCAUGCCCAGUUCUUGAGUGAUUUUUGGAGGCCGUUGAAGAAUGGCUUGUGUUUUUUGUGCAACUGCUGGACCAUUCGAAAAUGAGUGUGUUUUACUUAUAUUUCAUUUUUGUAAUUAUUUGACAUUUCUUGACAUACUACAUAGCACCACACGAUUGGACAUUAU